This is a messenger RNA of Miscanthus lutarioriparius, 1974 nucleotides long. Lineage: Eukaryota; Viridiplantae; Streptophyta; Magnoliopsida; Poales; Poaceae. The record is from the annotation of a GenBank genome assembly.
AUGGCGGGCGGCGGCGAUCUCCAGGGCGCGAAGAAGCGCAAGCGCGAGCACGCGGAAGGGAAGGCCAAGCCUCGGCCGCAUGUUAAGGGAGGCGGGGACGGAGCGAAGCGGAAGAAGCACUCGGCCGCCGGCGGCUACGCGGCCGAUGGCGGGGCCGGAGAGGCUGUGGCGAGGAAGAAGACCCCGGUUACCCCCAAGGAGAAGCGCCUCGCGGCCAAGGAAAUGUCGGAGGCCAGGAAGAUGAAGAGGAAGCGGCAUUACAGCCUUGAGAAGGAACUAACGAAACUGUGGGAAAAGAUGAGAUGCCACGAUGUGAGCAAAGAGGAGAGGUCCAAGGUAGUAAGCGAGGCUAUCAAGAAAAUGGAUGGAAAAUAUUUGGAUAUCGCCACAUCACAUAUUACUGCACGUGUUCUUCAAACAUGUGUAAAGUGGUGCUCACAGUCAGAGAGGGAUGCUAUUUUUGAUGUUCUACAUCCACAUUUGCUCGAUCUUUCUCGCAAGAAAUAUGCGGUUUUCCUUGUAAAGAAGCUUGUAGAACUCGCCUCUAAAAAACAGUUUGCCAGUUUCAUCUCUUCUCUUCAUGGUCGUGUUGCCAAACUUCUUCAUCAUACUAUAGGAGCUGCAGUCGUUGAUUAUGCAUUUCAGCGGGGAACAAAACGUCAGAAAAGACAGUUGUUACUGGAACUGUACUCCACUGAACUUCAGCUUUUCCAGGAUCUGACUUUGCAAAGUUCCUGCUGUUUGAUAGAUACAAUUUCCAAGCUUGGGUUGCAGAUAUCAUCUGUCCUGCAGUACAUGACUAUUGUGAUUCAUAAAAUCCUGGAGAAAGGUACUGUUGAGUAUUCAAUAGUGCACACGGCCAUAUUGGAGUACUUUACAAUUGCAGAUAAGACCUCAGCCUCGGACGUUAUUUGUCAACUUAUCCCCCUUCUUACUCAAGGAGCAUUAAUCAUAGAUGGAGAUGAACCAUCAAAUGCUCCGGAGCUACCAAAGAAAACAAAAGCUAAGAAGAAAAGGUCGAAAGAGCCACUUAUCGUUAGGAUCAUGCAGACAAGGGAAGGAUUAAAACUAGGAAUUAGUUGCCUCAAGCAUGGCAGUGCAAAGGACAGGAAGAAGAUCAUUAAAAGUUUGAAGGGGCACAUUAUGAAGCUUGCUCUAAGUGAUUUUGGAUGUCUUUUCCUUAUCUGCAUUAUUUCCAUUGUUGAUGACACAAAGCUUGUUUCUAAGAUUGUCAUUCAAGAGCUGGCAAAACAUAUAAAGCAACUCAUUUUUGACAAGAAUGGGAGACGACCAUUGCUGCAACUACUUCACCCUCUUUGCUCACGCUAUCUUUCUCCGGAUGAUCUGGCUUGUCUGAACUACAAUGUACCUUCUCUUAGUCCAACAGAGGGUGACACAUCAGAAAAUGAAGUAGAUGGUGUGACUGAUGAAGAUCCCAAUGGCUUAGAAGGCAUGCAAAUUGUGUCUGAGAGCAAGAAGGAUCCAUUACAAAGGCGACAUGAACUGUUGGUCAAGAGUGAGCUGGCCGAGACUCUCAUCCAAUCAUGCCUUGAAAGUGCUGGAGAAUUACUUCGAACAAAUUUUAGCAAAGAAGUAUUAUAUGAGAUCGCUGUUGGUGGUAAAGACAAUGUUUUGGAGGGCCUCACUGACAAGAUCCACAUGUUGCAUGAUGCAAUAGUGUCUGAUGCAGCCCAACCGAAGACUGAAGAUAUUGAACAUGCAUUUGAGAACUUCUUUUCCAGCCGUGUAAUCAGAAGAAUGAUAAUUGACUGUCCAGCGUUUGCAGUCAUUCUCUGGAGAAAGGCUCUUGAAGGGAAGUGCAAUAUAUGGGCUGAAGGACACAGUUCGAAGGUGGUUGCAGGUUUCCUGGAAUCGCCAAGUAAGGAGGUCAAGGAUCUUGCAAAACCUGAGCUGCAGCCACUGGUUGAUGCUGGCAUCCUUAAAGUGCCAGACCCUAAGGUUGUUCAGAAAUGA